CAGUCGCUCGCCGUUCGUUCACCGACGUGGCCCGAAACUGCCGCUUCUCCGGUUCGAGAUAAGCGAGUAAAAUUGGACAUAUAAGGACGAUAAAACAACGAGAGACAAUUCGUGAUCUUCGUUGCGAUAGAGAAAUUCUUGUAUAUUGAAACGUAAUGUCGGAGGGAAAAUAAAGAAAAUUAGAACAGUAACGGGAGAAUGGGAUUCUGAAUUAGAGAACAACUGAUCGUUACAAAAUGCCGAACAUUCUCGUCGACGUUUCGGUCUAUCGGAUGCACUCCGUCAUACCGUCGCUUCGUAAACUUCACCAAGGUUUUCUCCCAGUAUCAGUGAAGGUAGAAUUUCCUAUGAGGAAAUCUCGAAUCGUUCCAAUUUCAAGGAUCGAAUUGGGAAACGAAGAAAGAUCGAAUUAAUGUCGUCGUCCGACGACGUUUUCCUAGCCGGUAGUUGUUGGAUCAUUCGAUCGUGGAUCUCAUUGAAUGAAGAAAAAGAGAGAGAAAAAGUGAAGGAAAGAAGAAAGAGAAGAGGAAGAAAAGUGUGCCUUCCUGUUAAAAGUUUUUCAUGUGAAAUUGACUAAACACGGUUUAAAACGUUUCAUGAUUUCGAUCGAAGAAUAGGAAAAUAUUGAAUCGAUUUAUAGCAUACAUACAUACAUACAUACACACACACACAUAUAUUUAUAUAUAUAGAGAGUAUUCAGAGGGAUGAAUGGCAGAGCUUAGGGACGAUUUUCUUCUUUUAUCGUGACGUUGAACGGUGCUCUUACGGUGAAUCCAAGGUUUCCUACGAGUGUACCUUACCAUUCUUAUCGUUUUAUUCUCUCUUUCCUUAAAGAAGAAAAUCAAAGGUCGUUUAUGGUCGUACGUUAGGGAGAGGGAAAAUUGAAAAACAAAAAAAAAAAGAAAAAAGGAAAAGAAAGAAAAACGUGGAGGGAAAAAGCAUAGAAAAAAGCUUUCUCCCUCCCCCCUCUCAGUAUGGACGGUCGACGUUGCAUCGAUUUUCGAAAGACCCAAAUGGCUUCGAAAUUUCAUCGAAAAGAAAUGAAAAAUUAUUCUUGUCGUCGACUGUCGUCCAUGAUUAGAACGUAUUAAGUACGAUAGACGACUUUGAGCUUUUCUUUUUUUCUCUUUUUUUUCUUCUUUUCUCUCUUUCUCUCCCUCCCUUCCUUUUCGCUUCCUUCUUCUUCUUUUUUUUUUUUACUUUCCUUUUUUUACGUGGUUCCUCGUGAGAAUGCUGCUAUCUACGUACGAAGGUCAAGGAACGACUCUCAGCAGCGACAGAGAAAGUUUCGUCUCGAAGAGGACUUGCGUCUAGGGAAUACGCGCUUCGAUGAUGAUCGAUGAAAUGACGAGGAGAAGAAAGUAGGAAGUAGGAAGUCGUCUCGGUGCUCGUUGUGGUGAUAGUCGAGCGGCGAGAAUAAAUCGUGGAAGCGAGGGUAAGAUUUGUUGGAGGUGUGGAGAGGAGAAGGAGGAGAAAGAAGUGGAAGAAGACGAGGAGGAGGAAGAGAAGAAGGACGAGGACGAGGACGAGGACGAGGACGAGGACGAGGAAAGAGAGCAGAAAAUGGCGGGAAGAUCAAAGAUCUCGUGAUCGGUUUGGGGGUAGCAGAAUGGAAGGUGGAAGGGACGACGACGGUUCGUUGUUUCGGUCGAUCGUUCGAAAGCUAUCGUCGAGGGAGUCGGUGAUAAGUAGUGGGGUAGAGGGGGAGGUGGGUACGUCGAGCACGAAGAUCGGUAAUAGUGUAAGGGGUGUGGUAGUGCCGACGAGGAAUACGUCGACUACUACGACGAGUUCAGGCACGACGGUUACGACGGCAACGAUAACGACGACGAGAACGAGCACUCGCGACGAGUACGAGAUCGCGUUCGAGACGAUCCUGGAACGUGCGUUCGACAUGUCGAGAAACGAGACCGACGCUGCGGCUACGGCUGCAAGCGGAACCGCUACGGCGAGUGGAGGAACGGCAACGGGGGUUGUCGUUGAGUCAACCGGUUGGUUCGACGACACCCAGACGCCAACAACGACGGCGAGUUUUGCAUCUUCGUCGAACGGUUCAUCGCCUUCUUCGAGUUCUACCCUCGUCGAUAAUUACACCCUCAUAUCGGAUCUAUUCGUCUUCGACGAUCUAAAUGAUUACAUAAAUCGAUUAAAUUAUACCGCGUUCGCGAAUCUGACGGCCUAUUAUGACGGAGGUGGUAGUAUGAAUUUAAGUGCUACCGUUAAUUGCACAUCUUCGAUCGUGUCUGGGAAUGACACAGAAUGCGAUACCAGUGCCGAAAAAUCCAAUCCCAGCAAUUGGUGGGCUCUGAUACUGGUUAUCGUACCGUGUCUCACCCUCUUCGGCAAUGUCCUAGUUAUCUUGGCGGUUGUAAGAGAGAAAGCACUUCAGACCGUCACCAAUUAUUUCAUCGUCAGCCUUGCGGUCGCCGAUCUCCUCGUCGCGGUUCUCGUCAUGCCCUUUGCCGUCUACGUAAUGGUAAACUCGGGCUUGUGGAGUUUGCCAGGCUUCGUUUGCGACUUCUACAUAGCGAUGGACGUUACCUGCAGUACGAGUUCUAUCUUCAAUUUGGUAGCGAUCUCCAUAGACAGAUAUAUAGCGGUGACGCAGCCGAUAAAGUAUGCCAAACACAGGAACAAUAGAAGAGUGUGGUUGACGAUACUGUUGGUCUGGGCGAUAUCGGCCGCGAUCGGUAGCCCGAUUGUUCUUGGCUUGAAUAACACUCCCAAUCGGUUACCAGACCAAUGCCUCUUCUAUAAUACGGACUUCAUCAUCUACUCGAGCCUAUCCAGCUUCUACAUACCCUGCAUCAUUAUGGUGUUUCUCUAUUAUAACAUAUUUAAGGGUCUACGAAAUAGAGCGAGAAAAGCUCGAGCUAAUCGAAAACCAAAUCUGGGAGAAAUAAAGCCGGGCAGUAUUAUAGAGAACAUUGCAAACACCCGGAGUGGGUAUUCUGUGGCAAGGUUCGCCGAGACGGCGUUGGGGGCAGCCGCCUUGGUGGCUCCCAGCAUGGAGGAGCCAACAAACACCGCUUCCGGAAGCAACGAGGACGAAGAUGAGACGCCUCUAGAUCCAGUCGUGGUCAUCUCCAACGAUAAGAGCACCGAGUUCUUUUUGGCUACUGUCGUCGAAGAAGCAGCUUGUCGUUUCAGCGCGGUGGCGCAAGCACAGCUGGGCGAAUCGAACGGUCGAAGAAAUUCGGGUUACGACGGUGCUGCGAGUAGUACGAUGAUUCACGAGCCAACCGAAACGAAUUCGAGUCCAAGUCCAAAUCCGCGGAUCACUUCGGCUCCAUCAUCCUCGACGUCAUCCUCUCCACCUCCAUCGGCGAGGCCUGGAUCAGCAGCCGCGACUAGCAUUCAAGGAUCACAAACAGAUCGAAAGAAGAACGGAAACGAUGCUACCAAGCAAGAACUCAAAAGGCUCAAAAGUACCGGAUCUUUGCUUCCUCUUCAAUUCGGUAAAACUUCCAACGUUCUAUCGGGCACCGCGUCAGGCAGUAAAAAGGAUAAGAAAAACGCUAGUUCUAGUUCGAAGUUCACGAUAUACAAGGCUAACAAGGCUAGCAAGAAAAAGAGGGAAAAAAGUUCGGCCAAGAAGGAACGCAAGGCCACCAAGACUCUAGCUAUUGUUUUGGGCGCCUUCCUGAUUUGCUGGGUACCUUUCUUCACGUGCAACAUCAUGGACGCAAUGUGCGACAAGUUGGCAAUGGACUGUCAACCAGGUGUCACGGCCUUCAUUAUCACUUCGUGGCUCGGUUACAUGAACAGUUUCGUCAAUCCCGUUAUUUACACCGUCUUCAACCCCGAAUUCCGAAAGGCCUUCGGUAAACUUAUGCGUCUUUAAGUCCCGAAACAAAAACGCUACGAGAUAGCGAAAGAACCUAUAAACAUCGCGUUUAUUAACGUAAUAUCUAUUCGAUAAAACGUGAAUUAUCAAAUUUCCGAAUAUGAACGGAUGGGAAAUAAUUGAUGUAAUAAAUUUUAGGUAGGACGUGUUAUUACUCGAUACGUCGCCUAAAUUUCACCGAUAUGUCGUUUGAGUCAAGAUUAAGGACUCUCAAAGCGAGCAUCCCAUUGAUUUUUCGUUUUUUAUUAUUUUUUUUUUAAUUUUCCUUUCAACUUGUUUGUUCUUCUUAUUUUUUUUUUAUUUUUUUAUUUCAAUGAGCACUCGUCUUGGGAUAACCUGAAUUGCAACGGAAUUGUUUGAAAAGUUGUGAUCGUGCGAUGAUGUUUAAAUGAAUGAGCUAAUGAUCUUAGUAUAUUAAGAUACGCUACUAUUGUACAAAGAAAAAAAAUAUACAUAUAUAUAUACAUAUAUAUAUAUAUAUAUAUAUAUAUAUAUAUAUAUAGUAAAGGUAUAAAACGACCUCUCGAAGGACUCUUUCGGAUAUGGUCGUUAGUUCGAAUAUAUACAUAAUAGUACUGCGUCGCUCGAGAGAAAACGUUUUUCCUUCGACGAUAUCAUUUUCUUUUUGAUGUGCUCCAUUUUCCGUUGAACGGUAGAUAUGUAAGAAGAUAAAAGUAAACGGAUCCAAGUCGGGGGGUGGGUGGGGCGGGGGGAGGGGAUUUAUUAACGGAGGAUAUAUUUGUUGUACGAAUGUUUAUUAUAAGUAUACCUACAUUUUUCGUAGAUAUAUCCGAGUACGAGCCGUGACAGUAUUACUAUACUAGUUACCUAAAAUUUAGCAAUAUUUUUUUGGCUCUCUGACGCUUGAGUCUCAGCCAAGAAACGGAGGAAAAAAGGGAAAAGAAAAUAAAAAGAAAAAAAAGAAGAAAAAAGAGAUUAAAAAAAAAAAGAAAUCGAAAAAAAACGACAAAAAAGAAAUAAAAGAUACGCCGAGAGAUUUACGACGAGAUAUAUUAUAGUCGAAACACACACACACACGCUCUCUCUCACAAAACAUAUUCGUGCUCGAUUAAAAUUCGACGACUCGGUGUAUUUCUAUACCUAAAUUGUGUAAACAACUCUAUGCAUAUACCGAUUCUGAUACUACAUUCCACGAACACGUACUUACAUGCGGACGUACUCGAAUGUUAUUGCGAAUCGUAUUUGUGAUUCCAAAGUAUUAUGUCAUUUCUGUGGAUAUGUAUUCGCGUGAGCACGAGAUUACGUCUAUAAAAAAAAGAAAGGAAGAAAAAAGAAAAAGGAAAAAUAAAAAAGAAAAAAGAAAUCGACGAAAGGCAAAUAUUUCGAACUCUUUACCUAUACAUACAUUUUCGUCGAUCGAAAAUCAUCUUCGCAUCUUUGAUUUGCGUUGUGAGAAUGAGGAUAAUAAAAAAAAAAAGAAAAAGAAAAA
Vespula pensylvanica (western yellowjacket) is the source of this 5297-nucleotide messenger RNA. RefSeq names its product dopamine D2-like receptor (gene Dop2R). The record is from RefSeq and is a predicted model, not a curated record. Gene Ontology annotation, cellular component: membrane. Gene Ontology annotation, biological process: adenylate cyclase-activating adrenergic receptor signaling pathway. The transcript has 9 exons. Bases 1610 to 3844 code for a protein of 744 amino acids. NCBI's taxonomy places the organism in Eukaryota, Metazoa, Arthropoda, Insecta, Hymenoptera, Vespidae. Gene Ontology annotation, molecular function: G protein-coupled receptor activity; dopamine neurotransmitter receptor activity, coupled via Gi/Go.